Molecule: messenger RNA, 1122 nt
Organism: Thlaspi arvense
Lineage: Eukaryota; Viridiplantae; Streptophyta; Magnoliopsida; Brassicales; Brassicaceae
Source: the annotation of a GenBank genome assembly
CGCGAAAUGGAAGCAACCUUGGCGCUUCGACCACCGAAUGGUCAAAAGGAAAAGAAAAAACCCUAACUCUACGAAGAUGGUGGAAUCGGAGCUAAGCUAUGAACAGAUUCGUUUGAAUAGGGUGGAAGAGAACAAAAAGAGGAUGCUUGAGCUUAAUCUCAACAAGCUUUCUCAAUCCCUUCGCGUCUCUUCUUCUUCUUCUUCCAAGCCUUCUCCAGCUAAGCCAAGGACGCUGCGUAUUCCGGUGGACUUGUCGGAGGUCAGGAGAUCAAGCCGUGCCAAGAAUCCGCCUCCGAGUUACAGAGAGAUGGGGCUAGAACCUCUGCAAAGACCAAGAAGGAGCUGUCAAAGAAGAGAUUUGCUGAACCGGGUAUAUGCCCCAGACGAUGCAAAAGAGUAUGCAUUCGACAGGGCAGAGAAGCUUCAGUCAAGCCUGGAACCCGAAUUCCCAAGCUUUGUAAAACAAAUGUCCCAAUCACACGUAACCGGAGGAUUUUGGCUGGGCCUGCAGCGUCAGUUUUGCAGGAAACAUCUGCCACACCGCGAUGAAUUGAUCACUUUAGUUGAUGAAAAUGAUGAGGAAUCUGUGACCAGAUACAUUGCUGGCAAGAAUGGUCUUAGCGCAGGCUGGAGAGGUUUCGCCAUUGAUCAUCAGCUAGUCGAUGGAGAUGCUGUUGUGUUUCACCUUGUCAAUCCGACAACGUUCAAGGUGUAUAUCAUUAGGGUAUAUGAUGAAGCAAACAAUGAGUCAGAUAGGAAUGAUAAGGAGAAUGAUGUUGAAAUAAACAAGAAACAAGAGGAGAAUGUUUCAGAAGCUAGUAAGUUGCGAAACAGUGGUAAAAGAAAAAGCAGAGGCAGGAAGUAGAGUUUGAAGGUCGGGCUAGGACUUUUAUGGAAGGAUGUAGUUUUUUUGGUUUAUUGGAUGAACGGUGAAGUUAUGUGAUAUGGAUAUUUUGUGUCUUGUAAUGUACAAACGUGGAACAUUUACAGGCAGCUAAUAUUUUUGUAGCUACGUUGACUUUAUAUGAAACGUAGGAAAUGUCCUUUAACGUUGCGAAACUUGUUAAUUUAUUAGAAAUAGAAGAAAGCUAAGUGAUAUCCAUUUUUUUAUUACAAUUUGGG